Messenger RNA from Penicillium chermesinum, 1065 nucleotides. RefSeq names its product zinc-binding alcohol dehydrogenase family protein. The coding region runs from base 1 to 1065 and encodes 354 amino acids. Gene Ontology annotation, molecular function: oxidoreductase activity, acting on NAD(P)H. The record is from RefSeq and is a predicted model, not a curated record. The transcript has a single exon. NCBI's taxonomy places the organism in Eukaryota, Fungi, Ascomycota, Eurotiomycetes, Eurotiales, Aspergillaceae.
AUGACUAGCCCCCAUAAAGCCCUCAUCGCCAACGCCUCCCGCAGCGCAGACCUAACCACCCGCCCCCUCCCCGCCCUCCGCGCCGACUACCUCCUCAUCAAGACCGUCAGCGUGGCCCUAAACCCCACCGACUGGAAACACGUCCGUGACGGGCUCGCCCCCGGCACAACAGUCGGCUGCGACUACGCCGGCAUUGUCGAAGCCGUCGGGCCCAAAGUCGUCAAGCGCUUCGCGAAAGGCGACCACGUCUUCGGCUUCGCGCAGGGUUGCAACGUCAUGCAGAAAGAGGACGGCGCGUUCGCGGAGUACAUGGUUGCGAAGGGCGACGUGCAGUGGCGGAAGCCGGAGAACGUGUCCUUCGAGGAGGCGGCUACGCUGGGGAUCGGGAUUGCGACAGUGGUGCAGUCGCUGUACCAAGGGCUCGGGCUCGAGUGGCCGAAAGCCGGGGGGGAGGAGGAGGAGGUCCAGGGUAGCAAGGGUGUUAUUUUGAUCUACGGUGGUUCGACGGCGACGGGGUAUUUGGCGGUGCAGUGUGCGAAGUUGUCCGGGUAUACUGUGAUUGCGACGAGCUCGCCGCAUAAUUUUGAGUAUGUGCGUGCGGCGGGGGCGGACUAUGUGCUUGAUUAUAAGGAUCCGGGGGCUGUGGGGGAGGUUCGCAAGAUUACGGAUGGGAAGCUGAAGCUGGUUCUGGAUACGAUUUCGCUGGAGCAGAGCGUCAAGUUUUGCGAGGCGGCCCUGUCGGAGGAGGGCGGCAAGUAUCACUCUAUCUUGAGUAUUACGCCUGGCCGCAAGGAUGUGCAGUAUAGCUUUAGUCUGGCGUAUACGAUUAUCGCGGAGGACAUGCACAGGUUUGGAGGGGAGUGGCCGGCGCGGCCGGCGGACAAGGCGUAUAUGGAGUCGUUUGGGCCAUUGUUCGAGUCGCUCUUGGCGCAGGGGAAGAUCAAGCCCAUUAAGCCUCGUGUUGGCGAGCGUGGAUUGAAUGGCAUCUUGGAUGGGCUGAAGCAGAUGGAGGAGAAGAAGGUUUCUGGGGAGAAGCUGGUCUAUAACAUUGCGGACACCGCUUAG